Brassica napus (rape) is the source of this 553-nucleotide messenger RNA. Its product is annotated as precursor of CEP15-like. The coding region runs from base 97 to 402 and encodes 101 amino acids. NCBI's taxonomy places the organism in Eukaryota, Viridiplantae, Streptophyta, Magnoliopsida, Brassicales, Brassicaceae. The record is from RefSeq and is a predicted model, not a curated record. The transcript has a single exon.
CCCUAAAGGCAACAAGAAAGAAACCCAUAUAUACGAAUUCUAUUAUUUUCACUAUUUAAUUUGAUUGUUUCUUGAAGGUAUAUAUAGCUACUACAAAUGGAUACAAUGAAGAUUAAACUUCGCGUUAUACUAGUCUCUUUCUUACUCAUCUCUGAAGUUCCUGCGAUUCUUGGGUUCAGUAUGAGAGGCAAUACUAGAUCGGAGCCGGAAGCAUUUCACGGCGGAGAUUUCUUCCUGGCGAUGAAGAUCAGGAAAUUGCUGGUUACAAACUUGCAAGUCGAUUAUUCAGGUGAUUAUGAUGAUGGAGCCUCUUCAGCAUCACCAUCACCACCAGUGCCUGAUUAUGAUGAUGAUAUCUAUAAAAGGCAAGGUGAUGUCCCAAGCCCUGCUAUAGGCCACUGAUGAUACGUUUUCAUGUGUAUACUGUAUACACAGACAGAAAUACGCAUUUUGGGUUAAAAUAUUUAUACAUACAUGUUAUUUACUUGUUCAUAUGUGUGUUUGUCUAAGAGAUCUCCAUAUAAUCAAUUUAUGUGUCUUUUUGUUUUGAUAA